GCCAAGGAGCAAAAGGGUGGGAGAGGAGGGGUGGGAGGAGAGAUGCUCUGCCAGCCAGGCAGGCGGGAUCGCUCUGGCAGCAGCUCUGCCUGGCUUUCACUCUGCCUCCCAGGGGAAAAUCCUUCCUCUCACUCCAGGCUUUUGCCCUGCCACACCAGAGGCAGGACAAGGAGGCAGCAGAAGGGUCCCUGCGCUGCCAGCACCCAACACCAGCUCUCACCUGCAGCAGGCAAACCAUGAGGACGAGCUCUUUGCUCCUGCAGCGUCUUCAUCUUUGAUUGAAAACCUUCAUCCAUCUCCCCAAGGGACCAUGGAGGAGCAGUACAUUUCCAAACUCCACCCAGUAGUGGAUUAUGGAGCUGGGGUCUUUCUUCUAAUCAUAGCCAUCCUGACAAUCCUUGGGAAUUCAGCUGUCCUUGCCACGGCUGUGAAACGCUCGUCCCUGCUGAAGUCACCAGAGCUGCUGACAGUGAACCUGGCAGUGGCAGACAUUGGCAUGGCCCUCAGCAUGUACCCACUGGCCAUUGCAUCUGCCUGGAACCACGCCUGGCUGGGGGGAGAUGCCUCCUGUGUUUACUAUGCCCUGAUGGGUUUCCUCUUCGGGGUCUGCAGCAUGAUGACCCUGUGUGCCAUGGCUGUGAUUCGAUUCCUCAUCACCAACUCAUCCAAAUCCAACAGUAACAAAAUCACCAAGAACACUGUCUGCAUCCUGAUUGCUUUUAUCUGGCUCUACUCCUUGCUCUGGGCCAUCCUGCCCUUGGUAGGCUGGGGCUACUACGGCCCCGAGCCCUUUGGCAUCUCCUGUACAAUAGCCUGGAGCAAAUUCCACAACUCCUCCAAUGGUUUCUCCUUCAUCCUGAGCAUGUUUCUCCUGUGCACCGUGCUGCCUGCGCUGACCAUCGUUGCCUGUUACUUGGGGAUUGCCUGGAAGGUUCAUAAAGCAUACCAAGAGAUCCAGAAUGUUGACAGGAUCCCCAACGCAGCCAAACUGGAGAAGAAGCUGACCCUGAUGGCCGUGCUCAUCUCAGUGGGAUUCCUGAGCUCCUGGACUCCCUAUGCAGCCACCAGCUUCUGGUCCAUCUUUAACUCCAGCGACUCCCUGCAGCCCGUGGUGACGCUGCUGCCCUGCCUGUUUGCCAAGUCCUCCACGGCCUACAACCCUUUCAUUUACUACGUCUUCAGCAAGACUUUCCGCUGCGAGGUGAGGAAGCUGCAGUGCUGCUGUGCCUGGAGGGUUCACUACUUCAGCUCCGACAACUCCGCGGAGAAUCCCGUGUCCACCAUGUGGAGCGGGAGGGACAACGUCCGUCUGUCUGCGGCGCCGAAGGUGCAGAACCCGGGAGCUGCAACUCCCUGAAAUGCAGACGUGGGGUCAACCUGGCCUCACUCCCAGGCCCAAAGGAGCAGGGAUGCAGCAAAUGAGGUUGUCACGGCAUAUCUUAUGUCAAUACUGAGAUUUAAGUAUAUAUUUUUAAACAACUCCCAAAUAUUGUCUGUAAGCCUCACAGAAAAAAAAAAUUAAAAAUCUAUUUUUUCCCCCAAGAAAUUCCAUUUUAGGGGAAAUAGAUUUAUGUAGCAAACAUAAAAUCAUGUAAAUUAAACUUAUUUUCAGGUAAAAAGAGAAUUAUUAUUUUUGUUGAUUUUUUUCCUAUAUUUUGUGCCAACUGUUGGCCCUUCCAGUAAAACAGCCAUCAGAGAAAACCAUAGGUUGCACACAGUGUUACCAAAUAAACACAGCUGAGUGUGUAGUUUUACAGCAAUUCAGACUGAAAACCAUAUGGGGAGCAAGAAAUGUUCACUGCCAGGAAAAGGUGAGAAUGUGGCUGCUCCCAAAAUGAUACAGAGAUCUCUGGUUCCUUGCUCUCUCAGAGGUGCAGCUCCAGCUCCUCCAAGCACAAGUCCAAGGAGCUGAUCAGCCUUGGUCGGGUGGGGUUUGGUGGGAAGGUGGCAGUCAGUGAAGGAUGCCUUCUGUGUGUCCCAAAUGGCACAGUGGGAAGGGAAGGAAGCUCUCAGCAGGAGGAACUGUGUCCUUCAGCUGUUGCUGGCUGAGGUACAACAGCUCUUCUGCCAGAGAAGCUGUUGGAGCACUUAAGGAUUGGAAUUGUUAAGGCUGGAAAAGACCUUUUAACUCAUGUCCAACCACCAACCCAUCACCACCAUGUUCACCACUAAACCGUGUCCUCCAGUGCCACAUCCAAAUAUUUUGGGAACACUUCCAGGGAUGGUGAGCCCAUCAUUUCUCUGGGCAGCCUGUUCCAGUGCUUUACCACCCUUUCUCUGCAGCUGUUCUCUGUACAGGAUGACACAAGGCAUUCCCUAGGUGACCUUCCUAGCAGGGUCACCCUGCAGAUGCAGUCCUGGCUCUCAUGGCUUCCAUGGGAGCUCCUGAGAUCCCAAGUGCCCCCCUGGCUAGAGCACUGACAUGACUGCAACUGAGAACAGAGUUUGCUGAUUCAGUCAACCAUAGGACCAGGUUUGUUUAGUUGCUGUUUUAAGUUUCGAGAAGGUAAUUCAUGAUCACAUUAUAAUUCCAUGUUUAUUUCCUACCCAGCCCUGGACUGUGCUGUCUUUUCAGGAUGUAAGCACUGAGUUCAGGAGCAAGUCUGGGUACCUCAUGUUUGCAAUCACCAGUGCAACCACCUCAAUACAAACAGAAAUUUAAUCUCAAAACUCCAACAGAUCAGACCUCUCAUAUAUUAGGAGUUUUCCCACCACUCUUAGGAGGUUUACAAUGUAGACACUCAACCUGAGCCAGCCACCUUUGGCUUCUUUCUUUCCACUGAGGAUAAAUGGAGCUCCUUUCGAAUGAUGACAUAUGAAGUUAAAUAAUACUACUAAAACUCUGAUUUGUAUUAAAAUAAGUUCAAUUUCAAUGCCUUACUUUGAAAAAGCUUCUAGGCAGUCUCUGGCUAUUAGACAUAGGAAUAGCUUGCAGAUUUUUUAUAGAAAAUUUCUGUUAAUGGUCAAUUUUCCAUCUGUAAAAUUAAAUAUGACUCACUUCAGAACAAAGAUCAAUUAUUUGAGAGAGGUCAUUAUUACAUAAGUUAGAGCACAAGGAUAACACUGCAAAGGCUUGGAUUCCUCCACAUUAUUUUGCCAGUAAUACUUUGCAACUUAAACUUUGUCUUGGGUUCUUCUCUCAUCCACAUAACAGAUACAGUUUUGCUGCUCAUGCAUGUAAAACACAAGUUGUUUGAUGACCAACUUCAUAGAACCACAGAAACACAGAACCAUAGAGUGGUUUGGGUUGGAAGGGACCCGAAAGAUCAUCUUGUUCCAACCCCCUCCCACAAUCCCAUGUUGCACCAAGCCCCAUCCAACCUGGCCUUGAACACUUUCAGGGAUGGGACAGCCAUAAUGUAACUCUCUUUAUAAAACUAUAGGUAUAUAAACCAUCAUUUUUUAAUUUCAUGGCAUAAUAAGGUACAAAUGGUGUAGAUGGCAGUAGCCUGUAUAGGAGCAGCUGUGCUCUGUUCCCAUCACUGCCCUUCCCUGAUAAGCCA
Motacilla alba alba is the source of this 3503-nucleotide messenger RNA. Its product is annotated as opsin-5-like. NCBI's taxonomy places the organism in Eukaryota, Metazoa, Chordata, Aves, Passeriformes, Motacillidae. The record is from RefSeq and is a predicted model, not a curated record. Gene Ontology annotation, biological process: G protein-coupled receptor signaling pathway. Gene Ontology annotation, molecular function: G protein-coupled receptor activity. Bases 311 to 1357 code for a protein of 348 amino acids. The transcript has 4 exons. Gene Ontology annotation, cellular component: membrane.